AUGGCGGCCCGCAAGGCAAGGAGGCAGCAUGCAGGCGCUGCCACGCUCAUCGUCGCUUCUCUGGUCUUUCGGCCGCUGACGUUUGCAGCACCGGGGACGAGCGACAAGGCCAAGAUAGAGUUCUACACUAUGGACAUGUGUCCAUAUGCCCAGAGGACCUGGAUUACACUUGAGGAGAAGGGUGUCCCUUACAAGCGCACAGUCGUAAACGUGCGCAACUCCACGGAGCGCGAGUGGUAUGUGAAGAACGUCAACCCUUUGGGGAAGGUGCCGUCCAUUCGCGACCUGACGGACGGAACUGUUCUCUACGAGUCUGAAAUCAUCAACGAGUACCUUGAGCAGAAAUUCGCCGAUUCUGGCCCAGCUCUGAUGCCGCCUUCCGCCAAAGGGGCGGCUUCCGUCCGACUGUGGAACCAUCACCUGAACAACAAGUUGGCUCCAGCCCACUUCACCUUCUUGAUGAACAAGAAUGCCACAGCGGAUCCGGAGAAGAUUCAAGCGCUCGAAGAGGCGCUCCAGUACUACGAGGAGAACUUGAAGGGCCCUUUCCUGCUUGGUGACGACUUCACGCUUGCAGAUGUCAGUGCUCUGCCUUUUUUCGAGCGCCUCAUCUUCUCUUGCCGGCGCUUCAAGGACUAUGAAGUUCCGCCGCGAAUGAAACGCCUUUUGAAAUGGCUGGACACGGCCAUGAGUCAGCCGUCUUUUCUGGCGACGAAGAGGCCCGAAGACCAGCUGGAAGAAGUCUAUCAGCGAUUUCUGUCUGUGAACUACGCGUUUGGUGGCCUCAACCGGAACUAG
Molecule: messenger RNA, 798 nt
Organism: Symbiodinium natans
Lineage: Eukaryota; Dinophyceae; Suessiales; Symbiodiniaceae
Source: the annotation of a GenBank genome assembly